AUGGCAGACAGUUUUUCGCUUAACGAUGCCGUAUCUGGGUCUGGAAACCCAAACCCUCAAGGAUGGCCUAGUGCAUGGGGAAACCAGCCUGGUGGGACUGCCUAUCCCGGGGCUUACCCUGGACAGGCACCUCCUGGGGCCUACCCUGGACAGGCACCACCCGGAGCCUACCCUGGACAGGCGCCUCCCGGGGCCUACCCUGGACAGGCACCUCCUGGGGCCUACCCUGGACAGGCGCCUCCUGGAGCCUAUCCUGGCCCAACAGCACCUGCUUAUCCAGGAUCAACUGCACCAGGUGCCUAUCCUGGGCAACCAGGUGGGCCUGGGGCUUACCCUCCUUCUGGACAGCCCAGUGCUCCUGGACAGCCUAGCGCUCCCGGCACAUACCCUGCUGCUGGUCCCUAUGGUACUCCAGCUGGACCACUGAAUGUGCCCUAUAACCUGCCUCUACCUACAGGAGUCAAGCCCCGCAUGCUGAUAACCAUUAUGGGUACAGUCAAGCCCAAUGCAAACAGACUUGCUUUAGAUUUCAAGAAAGGGAAUGACGUGGCCUUCCACUUUAACCCACGCUUCAAUGAGGACAACAGGAGAGUCAUCGUCUGCAAUACAAAGACGGAUAAUAUCUGGGGCAAGGAAGAGAGACAGACGACCUUCCCAUUUGAAAGUGGUAAACCAUUCAAAAUCCAAGUACUGGUUGAAAAUGACCACUUCAAGGUGGCUGUCAAUGAUGCUCACUUGCUGCAGUACAACCAUCGGAUGAGAAAUCUUAAUGAUAUCAACCAACUGGGCAUUUCUGGUGACAUAGACCUUACCAGUGCUUCACAUGUUAUGAUAUAAGUCUAAGGGGGUUGAUACUUAAAAAGAGAAUUAACGUUUCACAUUUAAUAUUCAUAGUGAGUGAAAUAUUGUAUGCAAACUCAUUGUAAUUUUUCUUAUAAAUCAGUCAUUUAAUAAAUAUUCUUAUUCUA
This is a messenger RNA of Suncus etruscus (white-toothed pygmy shrew), 968 nucleotides long. RefSeq names its product galectin 3 (gene LGALS3). Gene Ontology annotation, molecular function: carbohydrate binding; IgE binding; laminin binding. The record is from RefSeq and is a predicted model, not a curated record. Gene Ontology annotation, cellular component: immunological synapse; nucleus. Lineage: Eukaryota; Metazoa; Chordata; Mammalia; Eulipotyphla; Soricidae. Gene Ontology annotation, biological process: positive regulation of calcium ion import; negative regulation of endocytosis; neutrophil chemotaxis. The coding region runs from base 1 to 837 and encodes 278 amino acids. The transcript is spliced from 5 exons.